This is a messenger RNA of Rhincodon typus (whale shark), 6568 nucleotides long. It is a transcript of the gene sox6, whose product is annotated as SRY-box transcription factor 6. The coding region runs from base 1 to 2367 and encodes 788 amino acids. Gene Ontology annotation, cellular component: nucleus. The transcript has 14 exons. The record is from RefSeq and is a predicted model, not a curated record. Gene Ontology annotation, molecular function: DNA-binding transcription factor activity, RNA polymerase II-specific; RNA polymerase II cis-regulatory region sequence-specific DNA binding. Lineage: Eukaryota; Metazoa; Chordata; Chondrichthyes; Orectolobiformes; Rhincodontidae. Gene Ontology annotation, biological process: positive regulation of chondrocyte differentiation; regulation of transcription by RNA polymerase II; central nervous system development.
AUGUCUUCCAAGCAAGCCACCUCUCCGUAUGCUCCUUCUGCUGAUGGAGAGGAAGCAAUGGUCCAGGAACGAUUGGUACGGGAGAGGGAAAGGGAGGAGCUCAAUGAUCAGCACUCAGCCUCACAUCUGCCCCUCCAUACGUUAGUAAUCAACAAACCUCACUCUGAGGAGCUACCUGCUGUUGUCAGCAACCUCCAAGCAGACAGUGAUUGGGAAAACAUGGUGGCCACCCAGCACAGAGUGGAUUCUGACAACAACAAAGUCUGUUCCCUAUACUCCUUCCGAAAUGCAACUACCUCACCACACAAGCCAGAUGAAGGGGCCCGUGAACGCGGUGAUAUGAUGACUGGUGCAGUCUUUGGAACACCUGAGCGCCGCAAAGGAAGCUUAGCCGACGUGGUGGACACACUGAAACAGAAAAAGCUCGAAGAAAUGACAAAGACUGAACAAGACGAAUCAUCUUGUGUUGAGAAGUUUCUCUCAAAGGACUGGAAAGAGAAGAUGGCUGGACUCAAUACAGGGGAGAUACUUGGUGAGAUCAAAGGUACACCAGAAAGUCUUGCCGAAAAGGAACGCCAGCUGUCUGCCAUGAUCAACCAGUUAAUUAGUUUACGGGAGCAGCUCUUGGCAGCACAUGAUGAGCAGAAGAAACUAGCGGCAUCACAAAUUGAGAAACAGAGGCAGCAGAUGGAGCUUGCCCGCCAACAGCAGGAACAGAUCGCAAGACAACAGCAACAAUUAUUACAGCAACAACACAAAAUCAACCUUCUCCAACAGCAAAUCCAGCAGGUUCAGGGUCACAUGCCUCCACUCAUGAUCCCAAUUUUUCCACACGACCAACGGACAUUGGCAGCGGCUGCCGCAGCCCAGCAGGGAUUCCUCUUCCCCCCAGGGAUAACAUACAAACCAGGUGAUAGCUACCCUGUGCAGCUCAUUCCAUCAACAAUGGCAGCUGCAGCUGCGUCUGGACUCAGCCCACUACAGCUUCAGCAACUGUAUGCAGCGCAGCUUGCCAGUAUGCAGGUAUCACCGGGUGCUAAGAUCCCUUCUACUCAACAGCCAACAAACCCUGCUGGUGCUCUAUCACCCACAGCUUUGAAAAAUGAAAAGCAGGGGACCAGCCCUGUAGCUCAAGUGAAGGAUGAAGCAGCACAGCCACUCAAUCUCUCAGCCAGGCCCAAGACUUCCGAACCUGUCCGAUCUCCCACAUCGCCCACACAGGGCUUUUUCCAUGCAAACAAAUCUAGUCCGGUCAACCUGCCCAACAAAAGCAGCAUCCCCAGUCCUGUAGGUGGCACACCAGGAAGAGGAUCAUCUUUAGACAUUCUCUCCACUCUGAAUUCAACAGCCUUCCUGGGUGACCAGGAUGCAGUGAUGAAGGCUAUCCAGGAAGCUCGGAAAAUGAGAGAGCAGUUGCAACGAGAGCAGCAGUUACAGCAGCCUGGGCUUGAUGGCAAAACAUCAUCUAUGAAUAGCCUGGGAAUUAACUGCACGGGUAAUAAGGAACGGGUGCCCUUUGAGAAUCUUGCACAACAGCUGACAGGAAAAACAGGGGAGGAUGUGAAGGUUGGUCCAGGGGUCAUUGACCUCACGAGACCAGAAGACGCAGAAGGGAGUAAGGCAAUGAAUGGGUCUCCAGCUAAACUACAGCAGUAUUAUUGUUGGCCAACAGGAAGCACUACGGUGACGGAGGCACGGGUUUACAGAGAAACCAGGGGUCGCAGCAACAAUGAGCCACAUAUCAAACGACCAAUGAAUGCGUUCAUGGUGUGGGCAAAGGACGAGCGCAGGAAGAUACUGCAGGCAUUUCCAGACAUGCAUAACUCAAACAUCAGCAAAAUCUUGGGAUCUCGCUGGAAGUCCAUGUCCAACCAAGAAAAGCAGCCAUAUUAUGAGGAACAGGCGAGGCUCAGCAAGAUGCAUUUAGAAAAAUACCCUAACUACAAAUAUAAGCCCAGACCAAAGCGCACGUGCAUUGUGGAUGGCAAGAAACUGCGUAUUGGUGAAUAUAAGCAGUUAAUGAGAAACCGAAGGCAGGAAAUGCGGCAGUUCUUCACUGUGGGGCAACAACCUCAGAUUCCAAUCACCACGGCAGCAGGCGUAGUGUAUCCUGGUGCUAUCUCCAUGGCAACCACAGCAGCAUCACCACAACUGACAUCCGAGUGUUCCAGUGAAUCUGGCAGUCCAGAGCCAAGCAUCCCAGUCAUCCAGAGCACUUACAGCAUUAAGGGAGAAAGCGGCAACCUGGGCGUGAACGAAAUGAUAAAUGGUGAAGAUGAAAUGGAAAUGUACGAGGACUAUGAGGAUGAUCAGAAAUCAGACUAUAGCAGUGACAAUGAGAAUCAGGAGGCCAUCAGUGCCAACUGAAGAGCAACUGCAAUCAGACUGUUAUUUUGAACAAAAAAAGUUAUUGAUGAGCCUGCAUGUGUGGCUCCAACAGAUUCAUCAGCAAUGGUCUUAAAUGUUUCUUAAUGUGUGAAGCAUUCUGAUUGUUCUUUUUAUUUUUACAAAGUAUCAUGGACAUUUUACAUUACUGGCUACAGCCUGAAAACAAAAAAAAAGUCAGGACUUGAAAGCUGUUGCUUAAUAUAGAUUCACAGCUAUCUGGCAGUCUUAAGUUUUUUUUUCCUUUCUCUUUUUUGAGCUUGUUUUAAAAUGCUUUAGUUACUGUUUUCUUAAGGGGUGGGGGGUUUUAUUCUCACUCAGGUAUGCUGUGCCAACCAGCAACUUGUGAAUGUGUUUUUAAUCUGAGCUAUUUAAAAUAACUUAAAUUUCGUAGUUUUAAAAAGAUUGGGGUUGGGGGUGGGGGGAUGGGAACCAAAACAAAAAUGGCAGCACGUGUGCACAAAGAGCACAGCAUAAAGCAGAACAACAAAGAGCUGAGCCCUGACUGGCUUUCCUUUUUUUAAAAAUUCUUUAUUUUUGAGUUGCAUAUUGUACUGUUUGAAUUAAGAAAGUGCCAAACUUCGAAUAGCAUUUUAAUCUUAACACUCUGAAAAGUCUUAUUUGGGAGAUGCUACAAAAGUCUUAGACAAUCUUCUGUCAUCUUAAUGAGGAACAAAAAAUAUAUAGCUACACUUACCAAUAUGGUUCUUUCCAGACAACAGUGACGUUACUCAGGAAUACGAACGAAGGAUAUCUAUUUGAGACAGAGGAGGAGCUUGCCAGAGUGCAUGUGUCCAAACACUUUUUCUUGAUGUGUCACGAUAGGGUGUUCAACAGUUAUUUUUCACUGCAGCCAACAUGAGUAUUUGCUGCCUCACUUGUCACUGAAGCAUAGUUUCCAGCCCUUUACCUCAUUAUGUUGGUUUCCGUUGAGAGUAUCUUAGUCAUUCCAGUGAUCCAUGGGGCCAAUAAUCUAGGAUUAUUGAGUUUAAAAGAAAACACAAGGGGGAAAGAAAGGUGUAAAACCUGGGGGUAAAAUCAGUAACCAUAAGUUUCUGGGUGGUCUGACCAAAUGGAAAAUACCUUUAUCAAACCAGCUAAAAGGGUAAAAUUUGAGCAGGAAUAAUUCCGUUACUCUGAUUUUGCCCCAUGUAAUUGGCACUAGCAUUCAUCAUCCUUUGCCUCCCCCCACAAAACACCCCUUGAAUUAGGAAGCUUAGACUGGGCUAAUCUUAUUUCAGCCUCACAGGAAUAUUGUUGAGGUAACAGAGAGCGAGAGAAAGGAGAGAGGGGUCUCGAUGUUACAUUUGAUUUAUGUUCCAACUGACCCUAGAGCCUUACCUGCUGUUCAACGGUGUUAAGUAACUUAAAGAAAAACCAUUUUUCAUUCCUCUGCAUUUUUAGCUUUCACCUUGAUAAGCACAAAUAGGGUAGGGAUGAGUAGGGAGGGAACUAAACACUAACAGCUUAACAUUUUACUUAAUUUCACAAUGUCUUAAUUCAGCUACUGCAUUGCUGUGAGCAUUAUGCAUGUAAGGUCUUAAACAUUAAUGUGAUUUGAUAUGCAGGAAGUGGGUGAGGUUUACCACACGUAGAAACAAGACAGGUAAAUUACAAAAAUAUUAUGGUACAUCUCCAUUAACUUGCCCUGUGUAUUCAAAUCAUUCAUCCCAAAUACUUAAUAUGUGCUGGAAAAUAUAAAUGACCAUUAUUAAAUUUAAAAGGCACUAUUGAUAGUUCCAUUGCAUUUGAAAUUGGGGAGAAAAAUAUCAACUAUUGCUGAGAAGUGAGGCAGAAUUCUGCUUAUUAUUUAAACCCAAAAUGAAUACUGAUACUCCAUUAUUUAAUGUUGGAUUAGUUUAAUUUAGACUGUGAUGCUUUAGUUGGAAUAUCAUGCAAUGAGAAUAACUGAUGAACACACUAUUUAGCAAAUUAUUCAAAGUACUAAGAGAAGUUAUUCCUUUCAAAAAAAUACUUUGAACUUUAUAUCUGGCUUCAACUUGAGGGAGGGAGGAAUGAGGGGAUGGUCUCUAUUUCACAUGAUAUAAUUUAUUAAGGUUCUUAUAAAUUCUGAGUAAUAAUCAGCUCCCCUCAACUGCUUUUAUUUUUAAAAUUCAGUUUUACUUAGGACAGUGUAUGGCUUGUAGUUUGAGAGUACAUAUUUUAGUUCAUUUUUCAUUGCACACAAACAUUUAGUUGUUUUAGCUGUUUUGUUGCCAUGCCAAUAUGAUAUAGUGCAGGCUGGUGGGAAAACAAAGGACUGUUUUUUUGGGACUGAAACUUGAUUAUGCUUGUAGUGUGUGUAUGUAAAUAUUUUUAUAUAUAUGUAAUAUAUAUAAUGAUACACAUACACACAUGGACACACACAUUACAUACACGCUCACACACACAUACACACAGGAUGUUUUAAAGUGUUAUGAGCACUGGAUAUAAAUGAUAUUUUUUAUCACUUCUGACUAAUGUGAAACUGUUGUAAGAGAUACUACAUGAACAAAAUGUCACCUGUUCCGACUCGUGUGGGCCUGCCUCACAGUUGCCAGAUUUGAGUCAUUUUAUGUCUAGUAACUUUAUUUAUGCAAAAAAAAUGUUAUGUAUGAAUACUUUGUUUUAGCUCCUGCCCAGUGUCCCUUUCUCCCUCACUUCUGUCAUCCUUCCUUACCCUGAAUUUUUUAAAUCUUCCUUUUCUCUCUCGCCAACCAACCCCACAAACAUUCUUCAUUUUCUAUAUGACCGCUGAUUGGCUAAACAGACGUUGCCAAGCUCAUUAUUUUUUAUUAAAUGGUCAUAAUUAUUUCUUUGUAAAUUGCAUUUUAAGGUUGACUAGAUCAAAUAAAUGUUUGUGUAAUAUUUAUUAGCCGAAUUCAGGCUCUAAAAUAUCACUGCAGAGUUAUUCAACCAAGACAAUCAAAAAAGGAAAUAAUACAAAUUUACUUAAAUUGGAGCUUAAAACAAAGUUACAACAAAAAAAUCCACCAUCUCAUUUUAGAUUUUUUUAAAAUUGUAAAUAUAACAUAGGAAAUAGAAUUCUAUUUUUGUUCAUGAUACAUAGUGAAAUAUAAGUUAUGUAUUUACUGUUUUGUUAUACAUCAUUGUAUGUUGGUCCACAUUUUUAAAUGCUGACAAAUCGCUGUACCUCAUGUAGAUGCUGAACUCACACCCGCAAUGAUAUAACAGUAUUGGACCUUUAGCUGAGGCGUUCAGACACCUUGCUUGUGGUCAAUUUCUCAUGUUUUUGUAUUGUAAUUAUUAUUAUUAAGGAUAUAUAUAUAGCGUUACAGUUAGUAAUGUGCAGAGUAGGGAAAUAAUUUUAUUUAAAGAGAAAAAAAUCACUUUUUGAAUCAUUGUACUGUGCCCCAUUUCAUGGUAGGAAAAAAAAACAAACAAACAAUCAGACAAAAUUUGUAAUUUCUUUUUAUGUAUUCACCUUUUCCUUCUGUGUAAAAGUAAGGUUAUCAACCUGGGGUUGGUCAGUGGGAGGGGGGUAUUUGUGGAAAUCAAACAUUGUUCCAUUCGCUCUAAGUCACUUCUCAAAGUGAGUUGUGAUUAUGGGAAUGUGAUAGCCAGCAACUCACUUUUAACUGUUUCUAAGUGGCAUGAUGGUGUUGAUGAAUUAGCAAGUCCUGGCACAAUGACAUGUAGCAAUAUGCGCCAACAGAGUCAGGAAUAUAACAACGAACACCAGAUGGUAAUGAGAUACAAGAUAAGCAGGGAACAUGACAAAUAGAAGAGGCUCUCACUUGAUGCCACUGGUUCAACCAGUUAAGUCAAUCUUACCUCAGUUGUAUUUAAAUAAUAAUUGGCCUCAAUAUUCAUAGCUUUUGUGGCAUAAGUAAAUUAGUUUGGAACAUUUCAGGUGGCUGCAGCCAUGAAUCAAAUUGCCUUUCCAAUUUUAGAUCAUUGCUUGCAAAUAUCAUGCAAAGGCAGGCAUGUCAGCAAACCUUGCCUCAUUGUUAUUGAAUAAGAUACUUUUUAAAAAAAAGUUUCCUUAAUUUUCUCACACAGAAGAAGGGUAAUGAUUAUUGUGAAAGGGGCAAUGCCUUCCUUUAGAGUGUUUGACAAACCUUUAUUUGGAAAGGGGAAAAUACCAAGAGCUGUGCAUCAUUUUCAACAUGUGCAAUUAACAUUUUUGACUUUCUUCUUUGUGUCAUGUGUUACAUUAAAUGGAAAAUAAGUUUGCCAAACA